Messenger RNA from Podarcis muralis (Common wall lizard), 842 nucleotides. It is a transcript of the gene APRT, whose product is annotated as adenine phosphoribosyltransferase. Lineage: Eukaryota; Metazoa; Chordata; Lepidosauria; Squamata; Lacertidae. Gene Ontology annotation, cellular component: cytoplasm. The record is from RefSeq and is a predicted model, not a curated record. Gene Ontology annotation, biological process: adenine salvage; AMP salvage. Gene Ontology annotation, molecular function: adenine phosphoribosyltransferase activity; AMP binding; adenine binding.
CGUUGCUUCGUACAGAGCAGAUUGACUGCUCUAGCCAUGGGCGCUGAGUUGCGGCAGCUGCGGCUGCAACAGAAGCGGCGGUUGGUCCAGGAGCGGAUCCGGGAGUUCCCCGAUUUUCCCACGCCGGGGGUGCUUUUCCGAGAUAUCACCCCCAUCUUAAAGGACCCUGUUGCCUUUGCAGCUGCAAUUGACCUCCUGGAAGCUCACGUCAAGGCCUCACAUCCCCAGGUUGAGUACAUUGCAGGUCUUGAUUCCCGAGGAUUCCUUUUUGGACCAGCUUUGGCACAGAGAUUGGGAGUUGGAUUUGUGCUAAUACGGAAGAAGGGGAAGCUACCAGGUCCCACAGUGUCUGUUGCCUACUCUCUGGAAUAUGGCCAGGCAGAGCUCGAAGUUCAAAACGACGCAGUGAGCCCCGGUCAGAAUGUGCUCUUGAUCGAUGACCUACUUGCCACAGGAGGGACCAUGCAAGCUGCCUGUGAGCUGAUGAAGAAGCUGGGGGCUAAUAUCCUGGAGUGUGUGGUGCUUAUAGAGUUAAAGUCCCUUAAAGGGCAAGAAGCCAUCAAGCCAAACUCCCUCUACUCGCUGCUGCAGUAUGACUGAUACCCAGGAGUGACCGCCUGCCUCAAGCCUUGUUUCAGUUGAGAUGGCCUUGCCGCCUUCCUCUGCCAAACAAUUCCCGGCUUUGCAUUGUUGCCUGCAAGCUUUCUUUUCUUUUUUAUCUUAAAGAGACCCUUGCUCCCAUCAAGUUGCCGUUGUCACCUUGGACUUUGUAAGUGAAGGGCUAAUUAUUUAAGUGCCAUGGGAGAGGCUUUUAUUAUUAUUAAAAGCACCAAAUGAAGCUC